AUGCUUGCUCGUUCACCAUUUAUUUCAACAAUUUUUAAAAGAUCAAUUGGAUCAGUACGUACAAGCACAGCUACAGCUACGACAGCAACAACAACAACUAUUCCAAAACAAUAUCAAUUGUUCAAUUUUAAUAAAUUAAUUACCAAUUUCAAAUCAUCAUCAUCAAGAUCUUCUGGUACCAAUAAUACUUUCAAAUUAUUAUUUGCUAGUACUGGUUCAUCAUUUUUAUUAUUAUCUGCAUUUGCUAAAAAAAUCCAUAAUGAUACUGGUAGUUUAACCCAAUUACAACAACCAUCAUUAGAUUUAUCAACUACCACUAACGGAUCACCACAACAACAAUAUCAUGAAUCAAGAUUUAAUAAUUAUUUAAAUUAUGAAGAAUUAACUAUUGGUUCAAUGGUUGGAUUAUUUUUAGGAGUUAUAAUUGGGAAAUUAUCUCAAGUUAUUGUAUUUGUAUCAUUACUGAGUUAUUUUUUAAUUGAAUUUUUAGAAAAUAAAAAUAUUAUUCAUAUUCCUUGGAAUUAUUUUAUUACUAUUGGUAAAGAACAAAUUAAUUUAAAACAAUUAUUUUUCGAAAAACCAAGUUUUAAAAUUUCAUUUGUUUUAUCAUUUAUUAUUGCUGCCUAUAAUGUAUAA
This is a messenger RNA of Candida dubliniensis CD36, 636 nucleotides long. RefSeq lists its product as uncharacterized. The record is from RefSeq and is a predicted model, not a curated record. The coding region runs from base 1 to 636 and encodes 211 amino acids. NCBI's taxonomy places the organism in Eukaryota, Fungi, Ascomycota, Pichiomycetes, Serinales, Debaryomycetaceae. The transcript has a single exon.